Spea bombifrons (plains spadefoot toad) is the source of this 1798-nucleotide messenger RNA. RefSeq names its product nuclear receptor subfamily 2 group E member 1 (gene NR2E1). The transcript is spliced from 9 exons. Gene Ontology annotation, biological process: negative regulation of transcription by RNA polymerase II; cell differentiation; anatomical structure development. The record is from RefSeq and is a predicted model, not a curated record. Gene Ontology annotation, molecular function: zinc ion binding; RNA polymerase II cis-regulatory region sequence-specific DNA binding; nuclear receptor activity. The coding region runs from base 1 to 1206 and encodes 401 amino acids. Lineage: Eukaryota; Metazoa; Chordata; Amphibia; Anura; Pelobatidae.
AUGGAUUUUAGAAGUCAUGCAAAAUAUUUAUCAUUUUUUAAUAUCUUUAUAUGCUAUGUUUUACUGCCCACAGGUCGAAUUCUGGACAUACCUUGUAAAGUAUGUGGCGAUCGUAGCUCCGGUAAGCAUUAUGGAGUUUAUGCAUGUGAUGGGUGCUCAGGAUUCUUCAAAAGAAGUAUCAGGAGGAACAGAACCUAUGUCUGUAAAUCUGGAAAUCAGGGAGGUUGUCCGGUUGACAAGACACACAGGAAUCAGUGCAGAGCAUGUCGCCUGAAGAAGUGCUUGGAAGUCAACAUGAAUAAAGAUGCUGUACAACAUGAAAGGGGACCAAGAACAUCCACUAUCAGAAAGCAAGUGGCACUGUACUUCAGAGGGCACAAAGACGUGAAUGGAACCACACCGCACUUCCCAUCGGCAGCCUUACCAGCACCCAACUUCUUUACCGCUGUUAGCCAACUGGAACCCCAUAGCCUAGAGUUGGCUGCAGUAUCCACUACUCCUGAAAGACAGACCUUGGUUAGCCUUGCCCAGCCAACCCCAAAAUAUCCACACGAAGUGAACGGCGCUCCAAUUUACCUAUACGAGGUAGCCACUGAAUCUGUUUGUGAAUCGGCUGCGAGGCUUCUUUUCAUGAGCAUUAAGUGGGCAAAGAGUGUGCCAGCCUUCUCCACGCUCUCUCUCCAAGAUCAGCUGAUGCUUCUGGAAGAUGCAUGGAGGGAGCUGUUUGUUUUAGGAAUAUCACAAUGGGCCAUUCCAGUUGAUGCGAGCACGCUACUGGCUGUUUCUGGAAUGAACAACGAUAACACGGAUUCCCAAAAGUUGAAUAAAGUCAUCUCGGAGAUCCAAGCUUUGCAAGAAGUGGUGGCAAGAUUUCGACAGCUUCGGCUAGAUGCUACUGAAUUUGCCUGUCUCAAAUGUAUUGUUACUUUUAAGGCCGUUCCUACGCACAGCGGUUCAGAGCUGAGGAGUUUCCGAAAUGCUGCCGCUAUAGCAGCCUUGCAAGAUGAAGCUCAGCUCACUUUAAACAGCUAUAUACACACCAGGUACCCUACACAGCCUUGCCGUUUUGGAAAACUUCUACUACUUCUGCCAGCAUUGCGUUCUAUAAGCCCAUCUACGAUAGAAGAAGUUUUCUUCAAAAAAACAAUUGGUAAUGUUCCAAUAACAAGGCUCCUGUCAGACAUGUACAAGUCAAGCGACAUCUAAACCCUGGAAAUUAUCCUUAACACACAGGCAUUCCCUGGGGACUUUUUCAGAGGGAGAAGUGUCAUUUAUGAAUAUGAUUUAAAGAGACUACGAUUCUGGAGAAUAAUCUUUUGUUAAAAAGCCAUCAUAUUGAUGAACGUGAUAUCAAAAUAUAUUCUACCAUGAAAAGAAUUUGGUUUCAAGAGCCAAUUUGUGUCAAAUGGAGUGCAAGGGAUACACAUUACCUGAGUGCGUUUUAAAGGCUGCUGCCAUUGUACAUAAUUAUGAGACGACAUGUCCAUCAGUCAGCCGACUGCUUUGCCAGACGUAAUAAGACGACGUUGGACUGUUGACAUUGCGUUUUUGUACACAAGAAAAACGAUGGGGGGGGGUGGAAGCACAGCAUUUGCUGGGAGUAUCAGAAGCCACGAUGUUUAUUUGCAAAUUGAUUUUGAGACUAAAUAUUUGGGGGGGUCACACAUAUCAAAGCUAACAAAGUUUAACUUCCAUCUACAACCAGAUACAAAAGCCUUAAGUAUAUAAAACACACAAAAACAAAGAGGGAAAAAUAUUCUAACCAUAGUCAAUGGUGUCCAACACACUUGGCCAUUAA